Molecule: messenger RNA, 3675 nt
Organism: Hymenoscyphus albidus
Lineage: Eukaryota; Fungi; Ascomycota; Leotiomycetes; Helotiales; Helotiaceae
Source: the annotation of a GenBank genome assembly
UCGUGAGGCUCAACGUUGACAUCGAUUACAUCUACCUGUCCACAGCUUCUGCAUGACGGAGACGUUACGCCGUGGCUGGUGCUGGACAUAGUCCCUUGUCCACAUGUGAGUGAGCUGCGUUGAACGGAAUCCAUCCAAUUUUUGCCCCUGGUUGGCUUUGGAUACCCGCCACACCACACGGUCACUUUGGACGACUUACGGUACUCGCCUCCAACAAGUAAAGAUGGAAACUCCCGAGGAUGAGUUGGACCCGCUUUGGAAUGAUCUCGAUUGGUACGUCGCUUUACAUAUAAUCAAAUCGCGUGAUUUGUUGUGUUGUCUUCCGGGAUGGUGCCGAAGCAUCAAGAUCGUCAAUGCUAUGAGUGACUGUAUUGGUGUAUUGACUCUUGGCCAUAUGGAAUGAUGUAUAGUGAAAUGUCUCCGAUGUUGAGCUGCAGUGUUUCAAUGGCUUCGUUUCUUAUUGCAUACUAUUGGAGGCACAUCUCCAAGCGAGCUUUUCUAACUGGAUACUAGGGCGAUAGGGCAAAUGUUCUACAUGGGAUUCGAUGGAACUGAAGUAACACCACAGAUACGCAUUUUAAUAGAAGACCAUCAUUUAGGAUCCAUUCUUUUGACGACCAAAAACUUGAAAUGUAAGCCAAUCAGUUCUCCAAGUCCACUAAACACCUUGUCUGGUGCUAAAUAAACGAUCCCCAACGCAUAAGCUUGCAGCAUGUAAGAGGUUUUUCAAGUCAUCAUUUGUUGACUGAGGCAAAAUUUCCUACGCACGUUCCCGUGCUUAUGCAAAUCGUUACUCGCUUUCUCUUUUCAAACUGUCGUAUCAAUGCAGUACGCCGUAUUAUGUCCUAACUAUACAAUUUAUAGCUGCCCAGCAAACUGCAAAUCUAGUUCAAGAACUUCAAACCAUCGCUCACAAGGCAGGUCAUCCGGUACCUCUUUUGAUCGCUUUGGACCAAGAAAAUGGCGGUGUCAACAGUUUAUUCGAUAAUGACUACAUCUGUCAAUUUCCCAGUGCCAUGGGAGUGGCAGCAACAGGAAGCCUUGAACUUGCCUACGAGGUGGCUAAUGCUACUGGAAAGGAAUUGAUUGCUGUUGGAAUCAACAUGAUCAUGGGUCCCGUCCUCGAUGUAUUGACAAACGCAAGAUACCAACCUUUAGGAGUAAGAGCAACUGGUGACGAUCCGCAAGAGGUCUCGCAAUAUGGUAUUGCGGCAAUGAAUGGGUAUAAAGAUGCGGGUAUCACGACUUGUGGAAAACACUUUCCUUCUUAUGGGAAUUUAGACUUUUUAGGAUCAUCUCUUGAUAUGCCUAUCAUUACAGAGACAUUGGAACAGCUGAGUCUCGGAGCCCUUGUCCCCUUUAGAAAUGCUAUCAGAGAGGGGCUUGAUGCCAUGAUGGUUGGUGGCUGUGCAAUAGCCAAUGCCGGUAAGUGUUCAACAAAAAGAUGUGCUCGAUAAGCUGACAAGCUAUAGAUAUGAGUGUUAUGCACGCCUGUUUGAGUGAUCAAGUUGUAGAUGACCUUCUUCGAGGAGAUCUUGGUUUCAAUGGUGUCACGAUAUCCGAAUGUUUAGAAAUGGAUGCCUUGAACAAAGAUAUAGGAGUAAGAGGCGGAACUGUCAUGGCUGUCGAAGCUGGAUGUGACUUGGUUCUCUUGUGCCGAUCUUACCAGGUGCAAUUGGAGGCAAUAUCUGGUUUAAAGCUUGGUAUCGAGAACGGCAUGAUAUCAAGAGAUAGGAUCAAUCUUUCUCUGAAACGCAUCCUACAUCUAAAAUCGAAAUGCACCUCCUGGCCACAAGCUUUAAAUCCUACGGGGAUAGAUCAACUCAGUAUCUUACAUCCGACUCAUUUGGCACUGUCGACAAAAGCAUACGACAAAUCGAUUACCAUUAUGAGAGAUAAGGGUCAUAUCUUACCCCUUUCUAAUGCUUCGAGCCUAGGGGACGAUCUGCUUCUCUUAACGCCUCUCGUUAAACCUUUACCAGCCUCCGCAGCUACCAAGGUCGUCUCAGAGACCCAAGGCGCCACGACUGAACACGAUAAAGCUCAUCGUUCUUCAAUCAUGAGUGGCGAGGGUGUAUUCCGGGAACUCGGUCGAGCUCUGGCAAGACAGCGUCACGGAAAGUUGCUGCACACCUCAUACACUGCUAACGGCGUUCGUCCAGUACACGAGAAUUUGAUCAACAAAGCAGCUACUAUUAUUGUUGUGACAGCCGAUGCCAAUCGAAACCUGUACCAGAACAGCUUUACCAAGUAUGUAGCCAUGUUCUGUUCGUUGUUGACUGCGGGAGGAAAGAAGAAAUCCUUGAUUGUGGUUUCAGUCAGCUCCCCAUACGAUUUUGCCAUGGAUAAGGAUAUCGAUACCUAUGUUUGUACGUUUGAUUUUACCGAAACAGCCAUGUCGGCCCUUGUUCGAGCUCUAUUCGGAGAAUUCACACCAUCCGGAACUCUACCUGGUACGCUACGCAAAAGUAGAAAAGUGACGAAAUCCAGGCAACAAUGGUUGGUGGAGGGAUUCGAUAGGAAUCGGGACCAAGAAGGUCUUGAAGAAUUGAUCAAGACGGUUGAGAAGAAUUCUCCUGCAAAUCAAUUCUGCCCAUUAGCUGGCGCGACGGCUUCUUCGUUUGAGUUGGUAGGUGAUCAAUGGUCCAGUCACUUCUUUAAUUUCAAUUAACAAUUACUAGGUCUCGGUUGUAGGAACUGAUAUAGAGGUGGAGGAAGAGUUCCAUUAUGUAGUACGAAACAGUAGUACACAAGCUCUAUUUGGAUUUUGCUCUACCUACUUUUAUCAAGGUGUAGGCAUGAUAGGAGCUAUUUUUGUCGACCCAGCCAAACGGAAUCUCUUAAUUGGACACUCACUCCACAAACGUGCCAUGCGAGGUCUCCUCCAGAGACCUGGUAUAGAAAAGAUCCAACUCGGUCUCGGCCUUCCAGGUAUCUAUCUCGGCAUCCCAAUGAGCGAUCUCUCCGAAGGCGGACGACUCAAAUGCUGGUUCGCAAAUAACGGAUGGGACAUUCUAUCCCCCCGUCUUCUAUAUACCCUCACCAUCCGGAACCUCUCGCACUGGGAGAUCCCAGAAGGCCUCCUCCCAUCCAUCCAGCGCGUCUCCUUCUCCUUCGACCUCAUCCAUGGCCACGACAACUCCGACACAGUCCUCGACCACGUCCGCACCAACGCCGGUCCGGAAGUCCUCGCCCUCUACCAACUCGCCCUCGAGGACUCGGGCUGCGGGAUCGUCCGCGCGAAAUCUCCCGUCGACGGUGCCCUCGUGGGAACCAUCAUCAUCUGCCGUCCCGAAACGCAGCUCUCGCGCUACAUGCCGGUUCUCCAUUCUUCCACUGAGAGGGAGAGGGAGAGGAUUGGUGGGAUCCUCGCCCCGAUCAUCCCCUCGAGUCCUCAGGCGGAUAUUGUCUUGCAGGGCCUGGCGCUCUUGGGCAUUAAACAGAAUAAGGCGCAUGCGGCCGGGACGUGUGUGUUGAAUUGGGUGCAGGGGGAGCAGAGGGAUGUUCUUCUUCAGAUGGGGUUUGAUGUUUUGGAUGCGUGGGAGGAGUUGAGUUGUGUGCCUGGGAAGGUUGGUUGAUUUUUUCUUAGUUUCUUUCUUGUUUUCUUUUUGCUCUGCUCUUCUUACUUUGACUGUUUUAAUUUAUUUUGUUUUUUUUCGUGUGGUUGUGGAAGGG